This is a messenger RNA of Hemibagrus wyckioides, 2247 nucleotides long. It is a transcript of the gene slc23a1, whose product is annotated as solute carrier family 23 member 1. Gene Ontology annotation, biological process: transmembrane transport. Gene Ontology annotation, molecular function: transmembrane transporter activity. The coding region runs from base 179 to 2080 and encodes 633 amino acids. Gene Ontology annotation, cellular component: membrane. The record is from RefSeq and is a predicted model, not a curated record. Lineage: Eukaryota; Metazoa; Chordata; Actinopteri; Siluriformes; Bagridae. The transcript is spliced from 14 exons.
CCGUCACUCUCCACGCUCUGCUUUCUCAGAAAGAAGCUCUCGAAUGCUCACUGAUGAGCCGGGCAGUGUAAAGUCCAGCCAGAGGCAGAUCAUUAACCUGCUUAAUCUGUCCCGGCUCCCCUCUCUUCUAUAAAGCCAGCUACUUGUUGGACGGCAUGUAAAAUAAAGUAUCAGUAUCAUGGGCCCUGCAGAGCCUGCGCUCUCAUCCAGCCUCCACAGGCCGAGGAAGCCCUCCAACGCCGAAGAUGAGCCUAAGUUGCCCCUUGAAGAUGACCGUGUCCAGGAGCAGGCUGCUGAGGGGGUUGAGGGCAUUGAGCAGAUCUCUGAAAUCCAUGCUCAGACACCAGGCUUUGACAUGAUCUACAGAAUUGAGGAUGUACCUCCCUGGUAUUUGUGUAUUUUGCUUGGACUACAGCACUACCUCACAUGUUUCAGUGGCACCAUCGCCGUGCCUUUCCUUCUGGCCGAUGCCAUGUGUGUAGGCCGGGAUCAGUACACUGUAAGCCAGCUAGUCGGGACUAUUUUCACCUGCGUGGGCAUUACUACUCUUAUCCAAACCACUUUUGGUGUCAGGUUGCCCCUGUUUCAGGCCAGUGCGUUUGCUUUCCUCAUACCUGCCCAGGCCAUUCUAAGACUGGAGAGGUGGAAAUGUCCUCCUGAAGAGGAGAUUUAUGGAAACUGGACCCUGCCCCUCAAUACCGCACAUAUCUGGCAGCCCCGGAUUAGAGAGAUUCAAGGGGCCAUUAUUGUGUCUAGUAUGGUGGAAGUGGUAAUUGGGCUGGUGGGGAUUCCUGGACUCCUGCUCAAUGCCAUCGGGCCUCUGACCGUCACCCCCACCGUGUCCCUGAUCGGCUUGUCCGUGUUCCAAACUGCCGGAGACCGUGCAGGCAGCCACUGGGGCCUCUCUCUGCUAUGCAUCUUCUUCAUUGUGCUCUUCGCUCAGUAUCUCAGAAAUUGGGCCGCCCCCUUUCCCUUUUACUCCAGACAGAAAGGCUGUCACACCUUUCGUUUCCAGAUCUUCAAGAUGUUUCCGAUCAUCAUGGCUAUCAUGCUGGUUUGGCUCGUGUGUUAUAUCCUCACUUUGACAGACGUGUUACCCAAUGACCCGGAGAAGUACGGCUACAAGGCUCGAACCGAUGCCAGAGGAGAGAUCAUGUCCCAGGCACCAUGGUUUCGCAUGCCCUAUCCCUGUCAGUGGGGUAUACCCACAGUGACGGUAGCUGGCGUGCUGGGAAUGUUUAGUGCCACUUUAGCUGGCAUAGUCGAGUCUAUUGGAGACUACUAUGCCUGUGCCCGUCUUGCUGGAGCUCCCCCACCUCCUAUUCAUGCCAUCAACAGAGGGAUCUUCACAGAGGGUGUGUGCUGCAUCAUAGCAGGCUUGUUGGGAACGGGAAAUGGCUCCACUUCCUCCAGUCCUAAUAUUGGAGUGCUGGGCAUUACCAAGGUGGGCAGUCGGAGAGUGGUGCAGUAUGGGGCAAUCAUAAUGUUACUAUUAGGAACCAUUGGGAAGUUCACAGCCUUGUUUGCCUCGCUGCCGGAUCCAGUGCUGGGAGGUUUAUUCUGCACCUUGUUUGGUAUGAUCACGGCUGUGGGUUUGUCUAAUCUGCAGAGUGUGGACCUGAACUCCUCACGAAACCUUUUUGUCCUGGGGUUCUCCAUGUUCUCUGGCCUUAUGCUCCCCAAUUACCUGGACACUCACCCAGGCAGCAUUAAGACAGGUGUCCCAGAGCUGGAUCAAAUCCUUACAGUUCUCCUGACCACAGAGAUGUUUGUUGGAGGAUUCAUAGCAUUUGUACUGGACAAUACCAUUCCAGGUACAAAAAAAGAGCGUGGUCUCACUGACUGGAAGGCUGAGGUCUCUACAGAAAUUGGUGGUGUCAAUUCAGACACAUAUAAUUUCCCAGUCGGCAUGGGGAUGGUAAGGCGGCUUGAUUGUCUUCGCUACCUGCCCAUCUGCCCCACUUUCCAAGGCUUUAAAUUGCGUCGGCGUAAAAGAAGCUUGUGCGAGGAGCUGAACAAUAAGAAUGACGAAAGCGCAGUAAGGAACACUCCAGGGGCCGCAAACUGCACCAAAGUGUAAACAUGUAUUCCUCAUUAUGUUAUUAUAUCAUACAUUUUAUACACUGCUAGAUUUUCAUAUCUGGAAAAAAACAAACAAGCAUUUUUUCUUUUUACUUUUCCUUGUUAAUGAAUCUAUUUAUUGCUAUGCUAUGUGCACUGAUUUGUGAGAACAGAAAACGCCAUUAC